UAUGCUGCAGCAGCUUCUGCAGUAGUAUUGGUCUGGUUUUGCUGCUCUGCUUACUAUUAUUUCUCUUGUCGUAAAAAUCAAGGGAGAGGGGACUUUAGAGGCAACGGAAGAAGAAUGAUGAAUAACGCUAUUAAAGGAAGGAGUAUGUCACGAUCAAUAUCAAAUGCAAACUACUCAUCCGAUAAGAAGAGGCUCCGGCUAAUCUCACAGGAGAGGGUCCAUGGUAGGAAUGACGUGGAGAAUAGGAAGACGGGAAAGUCAAAGCGGAAGAAUAGAGCAUCGAAACGAAAUUUGAAUAGUUUGGGAAAGGAUACUUCAACAGCGAAGUGCGUGUCGAAUGAAAAAAACAGUUCCGAUAAAAASAACAGCAGUAUGAAAACGAACCGCAAGAAAACCAAUCCUGGCAGAGGCCAGGAUACUGCAUAUCACUGCGUCAAAGGAAAUAGAAACUCGAGGAGCUAUGUGUCGACCAAGCAUGGUGACCUCUUGAAUAUUAAUCCACAAGAAAAAGACGUUUGCUUCAAGGCAAAGUACCACCCGGGGACACAAGCCUUUCUCAAAGCUGUAAAAAAGACAAUCGAGGAGCUUGGUCCAACUUCAUAUUCUCCCAAUGUAUACAAAAACAUAAGACGCCAACUUUCUGGACGUAAAUUCUUUGUGAAGGUCGAAGAAAACGUCGACGAUGACGAAAGCGAUGUUAGUGUCGCCAGGAAAGGCAAUAAAUGGAGAGAAGUCGAGAAGCGAGAGUUAAUCCAGAUAAUCUGGAAAUUUCACGAGGAGGCAAAGAUUGCGAAUGCGAUUAGAAGAUGCAAGUGAAAAACUCAACUAUGAAAUGCGGAAUCCAGCAUGAGAUAGGUAUCUUUAAGAAAUGGGAAAUACCAAGUGUUAUGAACACCCGAUAGUUUUKAAAAUGACUCUGUUUUUCGUUUUAAUCGCGCUUUUUUUCAUCCGCCGGCAUGUGAGCGAUUCAAUGAAAUCAGGAUGAUACUUCAAGUGCCGUCAUUCCAAGCAAUGUUUUUUUACCACUGACUGGCGAUGACAUUCCAACAAGACUCAAUUCAAAUAAUGAUUAAGUCUUCCAGAAAUGAGCGAAAACGUGUUGUUUCAAAUUGUUUGAUUAGCGCCAGUCUAGACAACGGGUGAGUGAUGGUUAUUCCUCGCAAACCCAAAUGUUUAACCCAUACUUCGUCGUCACAACAUUUGCUUUUGAAAUACUUUCAAUGGAAGCGUUUUUGCCGAUGCUUCGGUCGCUCCCAUUCGUAGCCUUUUCAUUCUUGGUAGCAAAUCGAUUGUCAGAGGAAGUGACAUUAGUGGAAUUCAUUUUC
This is a messenger RNA of Pseudo-nitzschia multistriata, 1325 nucleotides long. The record is from the annotation of a GenBank genome assembly. Lineage: Eukaryota; Bacillariophyta; Bacillariophyceae; Bacillariales; Bacillariaceae.